AUGGCGCUUGGUCCGGAUCACAUAUUUGAAAAAGUAAAUCCUGAAAUGGAAAAGCUGGGCUAUGAGUGCAAGUGCCUUGGAGGAGGGAAAAUUGAUCAUAAUAGCAAAGACAAGAAAAUUAGGGUGUUUGGGCUCUCUACAGGCUAUGGAAAAGCAGAUCAUUCGGUGACUGUAGAGAUACUGAAAAAAGUGUAUACAGAUUAUGAAAUUACAUGGUCAGAUGACAAGAAAUAA
This is a messenger RNA of Nipponia nippon (crested ibis), 234 nucleotides long. The record is from RefSeq and is a predicted model, not a curated record. NCBI's taxonomy places the organism in Eukaryota, Metazoa, Chordata, Aves, Pelecaniformes, Threskiornithidae.